Molecule: messenger RNA, 3411 nt
Organism: Dipodomys ordii (Ord's kangaroo rat)
Lineage: Eukaryota; Metazoa; Chordata; Mammalia; Rodentia; Heteromyidae
Gene: Esrrb
Product: estrogen-related receptor beta
Exons: 7
Coding region: 251-1615 (454 amino acids)
Biological process (GO): regulation of DNA-templated transcription
Cellular component (GO): nucleus
Molecular function (GO): sequence-specific DNA binding; DNA-binding transcription factor activity; steroid binding
Source: RefSeq, a predicted model, not a curated record
CCCGCUCUCGCUCUCUGGCUGCGAGUGUGGAUGAGUGGGAGCCCGGAGCUGUGCGCGCACGCUCGGCUCCCGGCCUCCUCUGCCCCCCGCACCUCGCCCCUGCCUCCGCCCCGGCUUCUACCUUCUCCGGUCCCGUGCCCCAGCCCGGAUCGGAUCGGACCGCGCCUCGCCGCCGGUGCCCUUCACUCGUCUUCCGCGUGAUUUCCCCCGCAGCCCGCCUCCACCAACUGGGAAUGCUAAACCGGGACUGAUGGACGUGUCCGAACUCUGCAUCCCGGACCCCCUCGGCUACCACAACCAGCUGCUCAACCGGAUGUCCGCAGACGACCGGCUCCUGGGCUCCAGUUGCAGCUCUUUCAUCAAGACGGAGCCGUCCAGUCCGUCCUCGGGCAUUGAUGCCCUCAGCCACCACAGCCCCAGCGGCUCGUCCGACGCCAGCGGUGGGUUUGGCAUGGCCCUAGGCACUCACGCCAAUGGUCUGGACUCGCCACCCAUGUUCGCAGGUGCAGGGCUGGGAGGCCCUGCCUGCCGCAAGGGCUACGAGGACUGUGCCAGCGGCAUCAUGGAGGACUCGGCCAUCAAGUGCGAGUACAUGCUCAACGCCAUCCCCAAGCGCCUGUGUCUCGUGUGCGGGGACAUUGCCUCCGGCUACCACUACGGCGUGGCCUCCUGCGAGGCUUGCAAGGCCUUCUUCAAGAGAACCAUCCAAGGAAACAUCGAGUACAGCUGCCCGGCCACCAACGAGUGCGAGAUCACCAAACGGAGGCGCAAGUCCUGCCAGGCCUGCCGCUUCAUGAAGUGUCUGAAAGUGGGGAUGCUGAAGGAGGGUGUGCGUCUUGACCGUGUGCGUGGAGGCCGUCAGAAAUACAAGCGGCGACUGGACUCGGAGAGCAGCUCAUAUCUGAACUUACAAAUUUCUCCACCUGCUAAAAAGCCAUUGACCAAGAUUGUCUCAUACCUACUGGUGGCUGAGCCAGACAAACUGUAUGCCAUGCCUCCCCCCGAAAUGCCUGAGGGGGACAUCAAGUCCCUGACGACUCUCUGUGACCUGGCAGAUCGGGAGCUUGUGGUCAUCAUUGGCUGGGCCAAGAACAUCCCAGGCUUCUCAAGUCUCUCACUUGGGGACCAGAUGAGCCUGCUUCAGAGCGCCUGGAUGGAGAUCCUCAUCCUGGGCAUCGUGUACCGCUCCCUGCCCUAUGACGACAAACUAGUGUAUGCGGAGGACUACAUCAUGGAUGAGGAGCACUCCCGCCUGGUGGGGCUGCUGGAGCUCUACCAGGCCAUCCUGCAGCUGGUGCGCAGAUACAAGAAGCUGAAGGUGGAGAAGGAGGAGUUUGUGACCCUCAAGGCCCUGGCCCUGGCAAACUCAGAUUCCAUGUACAUCGAGGACCUGGAGGCAGUGCAGAAGCUGCAGGACCUGCUCCAUGAGGCGCUGCAGGACUAUGAGCUGAGCCAGCGCCACGAGGAGCCACGGAGGACGGGCAAGCUGCUGCUGACGCUGCCCCUGCUGCGGCAGACGGCCGCCAAGGCCGUGCAGCACUUCUACAGCAUCAAGCUGCAGGGCAAGGUGCCCAUGCACAAACUCUUCUUGGAGAUGCUGGAGGCCAAGGUCUGAUGGCCCCGCAUAUGGACCGAGAGACGGAUGGACCUACUCGGAGACCUCCACAGCACCAGCCUCGUCCUCUGACCCCUACAUCAUGACUCUGUGCUGUCCCAGAGAAAGGGGUUUCCUGCUUCCGGCCGUGUGUGAAGACUCCCUAUGGGCACUGGGGACAGGGGACAGGGAUAGGAGGGCAGGGGCCCAGGCUCACCUGCAAUCUGUCAUGGGCUAUUUCUUUGGUAUGUAUUUCCUUCUCUGUGGGUAGCACUGAAGCCUAGGUCAGGGCUGACUCCCCUUGGGACUGGAGUCCACUGAAGGAAGCACCCCUACCCCGCCAAGCCACUAAGAGGCAGCAUGUCCAUUGCCUGGGCCUUCCUUGUCCACAGCCUAGGUGGGAAGCACUCAGCAUCCAGAACUCUGGCAGCUCAGGUUGGGAACCACUAAGGUACUCUCAAAGAGGGCAGGUCCUUGGAGCAUCUUCCUGCAGAGUCUGCCUGCUCUGAUCUCUUUGGGGCCCUCUAGGGGCCUCCACACCUCCACCGUCCAGAUGCCUCUCUGCCUCCCUCCCUCCUUCCUCCCAACCAGGAGCAAUCACUGGAGUUUCCUGGGCACCAUUCUGUUCUCUCAGCUACCAGCCAUUACAGUCCUGUGCCCCUCCUCACUCCCCCCACCCCCAGCACCCCGUGGCUACUUCCUUCCCCUACCUCAGAGCUCAGAGAUGACUUCAGGGUCUGUUGGUGGGAACAGGCUGCCUCAGAAGAGCAGGGUCCAGGCCUCGCCCUGUGCUUUCUCUCCACCUCCUCCACAGGGCCUGGCCCCAUCCAGGAUACCCUGGCUUUGGCAGACGGCUGACGGUGCUGGGAGGGACGUGGGAGGGUGGGGAGAGGCCCCAAGCUUUCUUUGUCAAGCACAGGAAGGUCACGAGCAGAAAUAAGGUACAGGGUAAGCCUCAGAGAGGGACUUGGGACUUCCAGCCUGCCUGGUCCCUGCUGGCAGUUGACACAAAUGCCCUUCCGCUGCGUCCCAAUGGACAAGCAGAUGGUACCCCCAGAGGGCGGCUUCCUGCCAGUCCUGAAAUAAGGACCUGGGUCCCACGCCUGGGCCAGAUCUCUGGCAGGGUCCCUGCACUCCGGAGCUGCUAUGUAAGGUUGACCCGCCAUCCUGCUUUGCCCGGACUUUCGUGCUGUGGCAUGGGAAACCUCUCACUCAGACAUUCAGGCACGGUUGGUUCUGUGGGUGACAGCCAAAGUCAGCUUUCACCCACUCAAGGAGUUCCUAAUCUGUGCUCAGGGGAUGGCCAUGCAGGGCGGAGCUCCUAACGAGGGAGGGUUCAAUCCCUGGUGGAACACAAGAUCUGCCAGUCAGCUAUCUUCUACACCCAGCUGGGAGACUUCAGGGAGUCCUCAUUGCACGCUAGCCAGAGGAGGCAGGCAGCUCUCAGUCUGCACUGGGACCCCUGUCUGGCCCCUCACUAUUGUUUCCUUUGCUGUCAGCCCACACAGUGCUGGGACAUGCUGAGCUCCUCCAGGAGGCUGGUGAGACCCCACUGCUCUGCAGGGCCCCUUUCUGAUGUCCUCACAGUGGUCCCCCUCGCUGUGGAGAACCUGAAGUCUGAGUCACUGGAGGAGCUGAUGCUGUAGUCAGCAGUGCCAGUCCUCUGGCUUUCCAUGCCCACCACAUUCACAGCAGAGGUGACUUGCUGGCAUUUGGAAUUCAGGCUGAAUUCCAGCAUACCGGUUAGGGGCAAGGGCCUGGCCAGCUGAGACUUCUUCAUGGGAGAAGUUGGGGGUAUGCUCCUGCCCCCUCCCCCC